GCAGAGUCUGCUGACUGGCUUAAUGUACUACAGACCCGAUGACCCAGUUGAGUAUAUGGAAAGCUGUCUGAAGAAGGUGAGGGACCUGGGCGGAACAGAGAAGGUGAGAUGGGAUACAUUCGUCGGCCAGGAGAAAAAAUCAUUAACUCCACUCAAUGGAGGACAAUCCAGGAGGUCUUUCUUCCGAAAUGUGUUGCCAGAUAGCUCUAAUUUUCCUUACCGGAGAUAUGAUCGGUUGCCUCCAAUCCAUCAGUUCUCUAUUGAGAGUGACUCGGACCUGUCUGAGACUGCUGAGCUGAUUGAGGAAUAUGAAGUGUUUGACCCAGCAAGACCACGUCCCAAGAUAAUCCUUGUUAUUGGUGGGCCAGGCAGUGGCAAAGGGACCCAGAGCCUAAAGAUUGCAGAGCGCUAUGGGUUUGAAUAUAUUUCUGUUGGGGAGCUUCUGAGAAACAAGAUGAUCCACAAUGCCACCAGCAACAGGAAAUGGAGCUUAAUUGCAAAAAUAAUUACAAAUGGAGAAUUGGCACCACAGGAAACAACUAUUACAGAGAUAAAACAGAAACUGAUGCAGAUUCCCGAUGUACCCGGGAUAAUUAUUGAUGGAUUUCCUAGAGAUGUUGCCCAAGCACUAUCUUUUGAAGACCAG
Molecule: messenger RNA, 646 nt
Organism: Polyodon spathula (Mississippi paddlefish)
Lineage: Eukaryota; Metazoa; Chordata; Actinopteri; Acipenseriformes; Polyodontidae
Product: adenylate kinase isoenzyme 5-like
Exons: 4
Biological process (GO): nucleoside triphosphate biosynthetic process
Cellular component (GO): cytoplasm; cytosol
Molecular function (GO): nucleoside diphosphate kinase activity; ATP binding
Source: RefSeq, a predicted model, not a curated record